AUGCUGGUAUGGUGGCUAGUUGUGGCAGCAGCAGCCUCGAGCAGCGCCGCACGUGAGAGCAGGGCAGUUGACGAGAACACGAAGCUGGUGAUAUUCGGCAGCCGGCAUGGCAACCGUCAUCCCGGAAGAUUCCUCAACGAAAAUCCACGUAUCUGGGGCUUCGAAGGCGACUACGAGCUCACCCAGUUCGGCAAGCGGCAGGGAUUCGGCUUUGGCAAGGAGCUGCGCGAGUUCGUCGGUGCACUGGUCAGCAACAACUACGUCCGGCAUGAAGCUUCCUUCUACACGUCCAGCGCCAAUCGCUGCCAGAUGACGCUACAGGUGAUAAUGGCUGGUUUUUAUCCGCCCGAUACAUUUGCUGAGUGGAAUCAUGCGCUGGAGUGGUCGCCGGUACCGUACACCAUCGACGAUCCAAUGCUGAGGAUGUAUUCGGUGAAGAACUGCACCACCAGUCAGCAAGCCUGGCAACCGAUCAACGAUGACAAUCUACCGGAACUGUUACAUAUAACGGAAGCAAAUGCACAAUUGCUCGAUUACAUCUCGAAACAUACGGGUUGGAAUGCAUCAAUUGAAAGCGCAACCGAUUUGGCUGAUAAUAUCGCCGAAAUUAGGCUGGAGCAUGUCCUGUCCUGCUCAAAGUCUUCGCAGUUCAAAAUCGCGUUAUUCACUUUACAGGAUCUGUAUAACUCGAGCCUUCCGGAGUGGAUCGAGCACCCGAAGUUGGCUGGAUUCGAUAAGCAGGCAUUGAAACAGGCAAUCAUGUCAUUUGUGGAGAAACACACACUCACUUGCGUGGACUACGAGCCCUGUCGCGACAUCAUGGGUGGAACUUGGUUGCAGCAUAUUUUGUCUACUCUUCGUAAAGCUGCCAGUAAUCAGCAAACUCAAAAACUCCUUGGCUAUGUUUCACACCUGGAAGUAACGCUGUCGGUAAUGAGGCUGAUGAUGAUGAAUCAGAGUUCUCUAGAUACGUCUGCUGGAUUUCUGAUCGAAUAUCGCGAUAAACCGGCACCAUCUGUUAGACUGUUAUACCACGAGCCCUUAGCCAUUGACAGACACACUAUCAAACAGGCGAACUACCUUGAACAACUAGAAAAGUUGAGCGAUUCAAAUUAUUGGAUUCCGUUCGACAAAUUCGACGAACUCGUGAGAAACAAAGCGAUUGUUGACUGGGAAAGCGCUUGCCGUCGAAAACCCCCGGAUUGCACGCUGCUGCACGAUGCCGGGGGUGGAGCAGCGAAAAACGCUAACAUUGAGCAUAAUCGAACCACUUCCGGCACCGCAGUACUUCGUUCCAGUAAUAUUAGAUUCACAGCCCUGUUUGCUUUAAUCCUUCUUACAGCAGCUAAAACAUGA
Molecule: messenger RNA, 1356 nt
Organism: Gongylonema pulchrum
Lineage: Eukaryota; Metazoa; Nematoda; Chromadorea; Rhabditida; Gongylonematidae
Source: the annotation of a GenBank genome assembly